Molecule: messenger RNA, 1509 nt
Organism: Amoebophrya sp. A120
Lineage: Eukaryota; Dinophyceae; Syndiniales; Amoebophryaceae
Source: the annotation of a GenBank genome assembly
GCGGGUCGGUACAAUAAACCUUCGGAGGUCGGGACAAUCGUAGUACUAGUACCGGUUGUUUUUAAUAUUUUUUCACCGAACUUCGGUCCGCCUCCACCGUGCUCGUUUGUGUACGUAGAUGAGUCGCAAGGCGAAAAACUACGUGGUCAAAAGUCGGUCGUCAAUUUUGACACAGAAGUCCAGGAACCCGUGCGGCAGCCGGCAGCGGUAAGUACGGGGCAAAACAAAAUCGGUUUUACUACAGGUUUAGUCGGUGAAACAAUACAUUCCCCAAUAAGCAGAUUGCGAGUCUCUGCAUAAGAAGAGCCAGCAAGAAUACCAGAAAAACAGAAAACAAAAGGUAUGACUUUGUCGAUCCUUGCCACAACAUUUGACUCUGCACUCCUGCGAGACCAGACUGACAGGGUGUUGGCGUUGCUGCAAAAAGAGAAAAAGAAAAAUAAAACGCAAAGCGAGGGGUACGUAGUAACGGUAAAAACAAACUUAUUAACAGAGCGGUAUCAAGGAGUAGCAACUAACAGUUGUAUACGCACUAUAGAGGAGGAGGAGCAGCUAGUACACUUUGAUUCAUUUAUCUUUGACUUGCUCCACCGUGUAGAAGCUUUGUUGACCUCCUGCUCUCUUCACGCGGCCACUAUUACCAAAAAAUGCAAGACGCUGGUCCCGCCCUUGUAACCGCCUUUUUCGAGGCAAAAACAAUCCUGACUGAGAAGGAAGGUGAUGCGGAUGGGGAACUGUGGGGCGGGAUGCUGAUGAACGUUUUUCGUGCACUUGACCAGUGCAAAGAGGCGGAGAAAUUCGAAGACGCUCUGGCAGAAAAUAUCAAGGAAGAAUUGGAGGGAAAUGGGCAGGUACUGACCAUCGAGAAGAUGACGGAACUAAACUUGAACAUCGUUCCCACGGCAAAGGCGUUCUGGCUCGCAGUGAGCGAGCAGAAGGAAGAGGGGAAAAAGGAAAUGGAACAGUGGUGCCAAAUCUUAUCGGCGUGCACGGGGGCUGAAAACACCGAGGAGGGGGUGACAAGGUUUGCCGCAUUUACGGAGGGAGGGUUAAAUGUGGAGGAUUUUCUGUAAAAAUGAAGCUGCGUGUCGGUGUCUCAGUUUCUUCUUUGGAGUAGUAGUACAGCACGAGGAGUGUAGAAUAAAUCCCGGGCAGCGGUGGUGGCCCUCGCAGCUUUUACUUUAUCUCACUAAAAAAAUAACGCAGUACAUCGAGAACGCCGAGAACGUUCCUUCUUUUUUCUAGCGUUGUAUAAUCCUCGUUUCAGUCGGUCCCUACAAAAAUGCGGAUCAGUUAUUAUUGCGCUUUUAGGCACGGCAUGGGCAUAAUCUCUCACUUUCACAUUGACAUGUUUAAAAAUUUUCAACCAUGUCGGCAGGUGGAAAGGUUAUUGCGACCGAUCUGUUUGCGUAGUAAUCUGGUAACCAAAGCGUGCGCAAGCGCUCGCAAGAGCGCUUUGCGCGCGGGCUUGCCCGCGCGCAAAGCGCUCUUUGCGAGAUGCUCAUCCAU